Molecule: messenger RNA, 804 nt
Organism: Ascochyta rabiei
Lineage: Eukaryota; Fungi; Ascomycota; Dothideomycetes; Pleosporales; Didymellaceae
Product: Cytochrome c oxidase assembly protein cox11, mitochondrial
Exons: 3
Coding region: 1-804 (267 amino acids)
Cellular component (GO): mitochondrial inner membrane
Molecular function (GO): copper ion binding
Source: RefSeq, a predicted model, not a curated record
AUGUCUGUCGCAUUACCAUUACGGCAGUUCCCUGUGCGCAUAGCCCAGCCGUGGAUAUGCACAGCAUGCUCGCGAUCCCUCACCCGCAUACCUCGCACCCGUAAUCCUGCUAUCCCCGCCGCGCGACGAUGGUUAAAUACCAACAAGACAACGGGCAAUGCAAGGCAAGGCGCUGUGCCAAGCAUGGAUCAGAUGCACGCGAGAUACAAGCAGAAGAAUAGGACAGUCAUGAAUUAUGUUUUCAGUGUCAUUGUAGGCUUUGUAGCUAUCACAUACGGCUCUGUACCCAUGUACAAGAUGAUCUGUCAACAGACUGGAUGGGGUGGACAACCCAUCAAAUCCGCAGCGCACGGCGGCGGCGACCCCAACGCCGAUCCUUCUGAACGCCUGAAGCCUGUCGAAAACCAUCCCAGGAUUCGAAUCACGUUCAACGGAUCCGUAUCAGACGUCCUGCCGUGGAAGUUCGUGCCCCAGCAGCGCGAAGUGCGCGUCUUGCCUGGCGAGACAGCGCUCGCUUUCUACACAGCGACGAACAAGUCGGACGAGGAUAUCAUUGGAGUGGCCACCUACUCGGUGACACCUGGCCAGGUAGCGCCGUACUUCAGCAAGAUCCAAUGCUUCUGCUUUGAGGAGCAGCGGCUAAACGCUGGCGAGACUGUUGACAUGCCAGUGUUCUUCUAUAUUGACCCUGAGUUUGUUACGGAUAUCAAUAUGAAGGGCAUUGAGACUGUUACACUCAGUUACACGUUCUUCAAGGCGAAGUACGACAAGGACGGACACUUGCGACCGGUACCCAUGGGAUAG